CCCGGAACUAUACCCUGUCUGUCCGCCAUUUUGGCAGCUGCUCGGCGGCGGGUGCGAGCGGGCGAACAAGGUUCGUGUGUGAGCGGCUCGGCUGCUUCCUGAGGACGGCGGUCGCUCCCUCCGUGUCUGCCUCUCGACUUCGCCUCGCCUUCUCUGCCAGUCCUCCCCUCCCCGAACCACACUCCUCUGUCUGCGGGCUUUUAAAGCCUGGGAAGUGAAAAAAAAAAGAAGAAUCGGCAAGUGAGAUUAGCUCGCUGUUAUUUCUUUUCCUGCCGAAGUUCUGCAUCCUUCGAUCGCCUACCGCCGCCACACCCCUCUUUCCCCCCCCCCCCCCCUGCCGCUGCCGCAACCGCAACCUAAACGGAAAGAAAGGAGCCCCUCUUAAAUCAAAGCCGCCGGCGAUUUCUUUUUUAUUUUUUUUAAAAACGAGGUAAUCCUCAUCCUCCUCCUUCCCGUCCAUCGAGCGCCUCAGCCACCCUCCCUUCCCCACCCCCUCCACCGGAGAACAUGGAGGACCGCGAGGACCUCGUCUACCAAGCCAAGCUGGCCGAGCAGGCUGAGCGCUACGACGAAAUGGUGGAAUCAAUGAAGAGGGUAGCUGGCAUGGACGUAGAGUUGACGGUUGAGGAAAGGAAUUUACUGUCUGUGGCCUAUAAAAAUGUGAUUGGAGCAAGGAGAGCAUCCUGGAGGAUAAUCAGCAGUAUUGAACAAAAGGAGGAAAACAAGGGUGGAGAGGACAAACUAAAAAUGAUCCGUGAAUACAGAAAAACGGUUGAGGAUGAACUGAAAUCAAUUUGUAAUGACAUUCUGGAUGUACUGGAUAAACACCUCAUUCCUGCUGCCAACUCUGGAGAGUCAAAGGUUUUCUACUAUAAAAUGAAAGGUGAUUACCACAGGUAUCUGGCAGAGUUUGCGACAGGGAAUGACCGGAAGGAGGCAGCAGAAAACAGCCUGGUUGCAUACAAGGCGGCUAGUGAUAUUGCAAUGACAGAACUUCCACCGACACACCCCAUCCGCUUAGGCCUUGCUUUGAAUUUCUCUGUAUUCUACUAUGAAAUUCUGAACUCUCCUGACCGUGCCUGCAGAUUGGCAAAGGCAGCAUUUGAUGAUGCAAUUGCGGAACUGGACACCUUGAGUGAAGAAAGCUACAAGGACUCUACACUUAUUAUGCAGUUGUUACGUGACAACUUGACACUAUGGACUUCAGACAUGCAGGGAGAUGAUUCAUAAAGGAUAUGAACCAAUCAUUCCCCUGUAAUCUGUACUUUGUGAGGAACAGAGUAAAGAUGUGGUGCAAGAUGUUGAUGACGACAAUCAGUGAGAAGACAUGGCGAAUGAGAAGACCCUGUCUGCCCCUCUCCUGUCCCUCCCCACAGUCCUAGUCCAAGCUGAGAACCAGUAAAUUUGAUGUUGGUGCUGGACCUCAGAAUUAGCUAUUGCCCAUUUGGGUUCCGAGGAUUAUUUUUGUUUUUUAUUUUUAUUUUUUACUUGUUUAAAAUAAAAUCUAAAAGCAAUGCUGUCUCUCUAUGGAUGUUUAACUGGGACCUGCUUUCUUGACUAGCUACCACAGUUAUUCGGAAAUCGUUUUAAAACAACUGCUCAAUUCUACCUAAUGCAGCGUUGAUUAGUUCAUCCCUGCACUACUUUAACCAGUUGAGAUCUGAGCAUUGAAUUUGAAUUGGCGGUUGGUCAUGAAUUGCAAUGAAUGUCAGACAAGCCUGUGUGCCGUGAGCGCCUCCCCACAAAAUAGCCCUUUGUGUGUUGUGCUUCUUGCAACACACCAAUCCAUCUUAACCCUCUUAGCAACUGCAUGCUGUUGGUUUGCUUAUCUUUUAUUCCCCAAAAAAGUACUUGCAGCAACUAGUGUGGCUAAACAAAUACAACUGUAUUUUUUGUGAGCAGUUUAAAUAGCUUGCUCAAAGUCUGUGAGCCUGAUGUGCAGUGUUUUUCUUCAGUGCUUUUAAUCCUAAAGAUGGCAGAUGACAGUUACAAUCCAUAGAUAGUCCUUUGCUGUUUUUUUGUCCAUCCUGGCAGAGCAGGUCAUGUUUGAGCUGCUGUUGAAGCCUGCAUGCUUAAAACAAGUUUUGUUUUUUUCCUACCCACUCCUCCUUUUUCUCCCCACCCCUUCUCUUUCUCUCUCUUUGUUCAGUAUGUGUAACUUGAAGCUAAUUUGUACUACUGGAUAUAUCUGACUGGAGCCACCGAUACAGAUCUGUAUCCUUCUUACUGAAACACAGCAUGGAUUAAUAUUAAACUUAAAUAAAAGAACCUAAAUUAA
Molecule: messenger RNA, 2278 nt
Organism: Stegostoma tigrinum
Lineage: Eukaryota; Metazoa; Chordata; Chondrichthyes; Orectolobiformes; Stegostomatidae
Gene: ywhae1
Product: tyrosine 3-monooxygenase/tryptophan 5-monooxygenase activation protein, epsilon polypeptide 1
Exons: 7
Coding region: 508-1230 (240 amino acids)
Biological process (GO): signal transduction
Cellular component (GO): cytoplasm
Source: RefSeq, a predicted model, not a curated record